AUGGGCUAUUCUUUCAUUCGUAUUUCUAUCGGUUGCUCAGACUUUUCUCUCAAAGAUUUCACAGAAUGUGAUAAAGAAGGAAUUGACAAUUUCGCUCUUGAUUCCGAAGAUACAGACAUUAUCAUCCCAAUUAUACAGCAAAUUCUCAAGAUUAACCCUUCUGUUAAAAUUAUUGCAACUCCUUGGACUCCUCCUAUUUGGAUGAAGGUUUCAGACCUGUCCACCCUUAGAAGACAUAAUUCCUUCAUUUCUGGUUACCUUGAUCCAAGACUUUACCAAGAAUAUGCUACUUAUUUUGUCAAAUACGUCCAAGCAAUGGCCAAAUACAAUUUUCACAUCUACGCCAUCACAUUACAAAAUGAGCCACUUAAUAAAGGCAACUCCGCUUCUUGUUUCAUGGGCUACGAGCAACAAAGAGAUUUUAUUAAGACAGCUCUUGGUCCACAGUUCGCUGCAAACAACAUUUCGACAAAGAUCAUUAUUUACGACCAUAAUUAUAACUACGAUAACAUUGUUACUCAAGAACAUUAUCCAGUUCACAUUUACGAUGACGCCGAGGCUAAUAAAUACAUUGAUGGUGCUGCUUAUCAUGCUUAUGGUGGUUCCAACACAGAAAUGGACUAUGUUACUAGCAAAUAUCCUAAUAAGAAUUUAUAUUUCACAGAAAUAGCAAUUGGCGAAUGGAAUUACAAUUUCCAGGGCGACUUGAUGUGGAAUACACGUGAAAUCGGUAUUGGAACCCUUAAUAAAGGCAGCAAAUGCGCAAUCAUGUGGAAUUUGCUUCUUGAUACAAACCAUGGACCAUAUCGUCCAAAUGGAUGCUCCAAUUCCUAUGGAGCAGUUGAUGUUAAAGUUCCUGGUUACUCAGAGCUCAUUUACAGGUCUCAUUACUAUGAUAUGGCACAUCUUUCCAAAGUUAUUAAGCCAGACUCCAUCAGACUUGGAACAACAGUCUCAGGAAGCUCAAAUGUCUAUGCUACAUCAGCUAUUAACACAAACGGAUUCAUUGGCGCUGUUUUACUUAAUGAUCAGGACCAAGACGUCACUGUUUCAGUCCACUGUGGCUCCCAUGCAUUUGAUGUCCCGAUGUCAAAGAGAUCUGUUGUUUCCGUCAUUUGGAAACAAUAA
Trichomonas vaginalis G3 is the source of this 1128-nucleotide messenger RNA. RefSeq names its product glucosylceramidase protein. Gene Ontology annotation, molecular function: glucosylceramidase activity. The record is from RefSeq and is a predicted model, not a curated record. Gene Ontology annotation, biological process: glucosylceramide catabolic process. NCBI's taxonomy places the organism in Eukaryota, Parabasalia, Trichomonadida, Trichomonadidae. Bases 1 to 1128 code for a protein of 375 amino acids. The transcript has a single exon.